UCCUCACUUUUGUUCAUAUUGUCUUUCUCACACUUCUUCUAAAGUUUGCAACUUUCAGACAUCAAGGAAGAGAUCUUUGGAACUUCAACUGAAAGUAAGGAUUUUUUUUUUCUUGAUAAAAAACUAGGUGGUGGUAUAGGGGUUUUUCUUUUAAGACAGUUUCAUUUGUUGGGUUGUCUUAAAUUGUUGAAGUUAAGGAGCUUUUCAUGUUUUGUUUUUUUUUUUUAUGCUAGUUCAUGCACUUUCUAUGUUAGGCUUUUAGAUGAGAAAUGAAAGGAAUUUAAAGCUCAUGUGGGUGCAAAGAUAGGAAUUUAUAGUUAUUGGGUUGGUUUUUGUUUCUGUUUUGGUGAAUUUGAUUGGAUUGGAGGGUGUUUACUGUUCAUAUUGUGAUAUAAAAAGGGAAAUUUUUGGUUAAUAAGAGGAAGGUUAUGGCUCUGGCUCUUUCUCUGGCUCUGGCUUUGGCUUUGGCUUUGGCUUUUUUCUAGUGAACUAAUGGUUAAGUUGGAAGAUUAAUGUGGUUGAUAGUUGUGAGGGAAAUCUAGGUGGUUUUGUGAUUUUAUUGGCAAAGAGAGACCCCCAUUUGGACUCAAGCUGUGGAAAUGGCUAGAGUAAGGAAAAGAAGUAUACAUUUAAGCAAACUUUGCUCAUUUGCAUGUUGUCGACCUACUUCCACAGAUGAACAUGCCCAAAUUGGGCAAAAAGGGUACUCAAGAGUGGUGUAUUGUAAUGAACCUGAUAGUCAAGAGCAAGUUCGCCUAAAGUAUAGGGGAAAUUAUGUUUCCACUACCAAGUAUACAGCAGCUAAUUUUAUUCCAAAGUCUUUGUUUGAGCAGUUUAGGAGGGUUGCAAAUAUAUACUUUCUUGUUGUAGCUUGUGUUUCAUUUAGUCCGUUGGCACCGUAUUCAGCACCUAGCAUUCUUGUGCCCCUGAUUGUGGUGAUUGGAGCUACAAUGGUCAAAGAAGGUGUGGAAGAUUGGAGGCGAAGACUGCAGGAUGUACAGGCAAACAAUCGAAAGGUUGAAGUUUAUGAUGAAAGUAGUCGUUCUUUCGAAGAAACGAAAUGGAAGAAUCUUCGUGUUGGUCACCUUGUUAAGGUGUGUAAGGAUGAAUAUUUUCCAGCUGAUCUACUCCUACUUUCUUCAUACUAUGAUGAUGGCGUUUGCUAUGUUGAGACAAUGAACCUUGAUGGAGAGAAUAAUUUAAAGUUGAAGCACGCCCUAGAGGUAACAUCCUCCCUGCGUGACAUACAGACCCUAAAGGAAUUUAGAGCAGUGGUCAAGUGUGAGGACCCAAAUGAACAUCUUUAUUCUUUCAUUGGAACAUUGCACUAUUGUCAUCGACAAUACUCACUUUCCCCACAGCAGAUUCUUUUGAGAGGUUCUAAACUGAAAAAUACUGAUUAUAUCUAUGGUGUGGUUAUUUUCACUGGACAUGACACAAAAAUAAUGCAGAAUGCUACUGAUCCUCCUUCCAAGAGGACCAAGAUUGAGAGGAGGAUGGAUAAGAUAAUUUAUGUCCUUUUCAGUACUCUGAUUUUGGUAUCAUUCAUAGGAUCUCUGUUUUUUGGCGUUGAAACUAAGAAAGAUAUUAGCGGUGGUAAUUAUAGAAGGUGGUAUCUUCGACCAGAUAGCACAACUGUAUUCUAUAACCCCAGAAGUGCAUCAGUGGCUGCAUUUUUGCAUUUCUUGACAGGCCUUAUGUUGUAUGGAUACUUGAUUCCAAUAUCAUUGUAUGUUUCAAUUGAGAUUGUCAAGGUUUUACAAAGUAUUUUCAUUAACCAAGAUCAGGCUAUGUAUGAUGAGGAAACCGAUAGACCAGCACAAGCAAGAACAUCUAAUUUGAAUGAGGAACUUGGUCAGGUUCAUACUAUACUUUCUGACAAAACUGGAACUUUGACAUGUAAUUCAAUGGAGUUUGUGAAAUGCUCAAUAGCUGGCACUGCCUAUGGUUGUGGCAUGACAGAAGUAGAAAUUGCUCUGGCAAAAAAAAGAGGCGAGAGAUUGACUGAACCAAUGUCCACUGAUACGGUUGACUCAGGAAAAUCUGUUGAUACUGUCGACUCGGGAAAAUCUGUUAAGGGUUUCAACUUCAGAGAUGAACGCAUUAUGAAUGGCCAGUGGGUGAACGAACCUCAGUCAGAUGUCAUACAGAAGUUCUUUCGGGUCUUAGCAAUUUGCCAUACAGCAGUUCCGGAAGUAACAGAAUCUGGUGAGAUUAUUUAUGAAGCUGAGUCAGCAGAUGAAGCAGCCUUUGUCAUUGCUGCACGAGAAAUUGGUUUUCAGUUUUUUGUACGGAAUCAAACCAGCAUAAAAUUGCAUGAAUUAGAUCCUAGAAGUGGGCAAACAGUUGACAGAGUAUACAAGCUUCUUCAUGUGUUGGAGUUUAGUAGCGCUCGCAAAAGGAUGUCUGUAAUUGUAAGGAACCCAGAGAACCAAAUAUUGCUUCUUGCUAAGGGUGCAGACAGUGUGAUAUUUGAAAGGCUUUCAGAACAAGGGUGUGUGUUCGAGGCACGGACCAGGGAGCAUAUUGAAAGAUAUACUGAGGCAGGAUUACGAACUUUGGCCGUCGCAUAUCGUGAGAUUGGUGAUGAUGAGUAUACGACAUGGGAAGAAGAAUUUAUGAAGGCCAAAACUUCUGUACGUGCUGACCGAGACGAUUUGGCGGAUGAGCUGGCUGACAAGAUUGAAAGGGAUUUAAUUCUUCUGGGUGCCACAGCUGUUGAAGACAAACUACAAAAGGGGGUCCCACGCUGUAUUGACAAGCUUGCACGUGCUAGAAUUGGAAUAUGGGUUUUGACAGGCGACAAGAAGGGAACUGCUAUUAAUAUUGGGUAUGCAUGCAGUCUACUAAGACAUGGAAUGAAGCUGAUUGUGAUCACGCUAGAGUCACCAGAAAUUAAAGCCCAGGAAAAACAUGGGGAUAAGGAGGCCAUUGCGCAGGCUUCUCUUAAAAGUGUAAAAGGGCAAAUACAUGAGGGAAAAUCUCAAGUAGCUAGUGAACAUUCAACUGAGUUUGGUUUGAUAAUCGAUGGCAAGUCCUUGACUUUUGCUCUGGACAAGAAUCUGGUAAACUGCUUUAUGGAUCUGGCAACGCGUUGUGCUACUGUCAUAUGCUGUCGCUCUUCGCCCAAACAAAAGGCUAUUGUUACAAGACUGGUGAAAUCUGUAACUGGUAAAACAACACUAGCAAUUGGUGAUGGGGCAAAUGAUGUUGGCAUGCUUCAAGAGGCUGAUAUUGGAGUUGGAAUCAGUGGCGUUGAAGGGAUGCAGGCUGUGAUGGCAAGUGAUUUUUCAAUAGCUCAAUUUCGUUUUCUGGAACGUUUAUUAUUGGUGCAUGGCCAUUGGUGUUACAGGCGAAUAGCAAUGAUGAUAUGCUACUUUUUCUACAAGAACAUCACUUUUGGAUUUACUUUGUUUUGGUUUGAGGCCAACGCUUCUUUCUCUGGCCAGCCUGCUUAUAAUGAUUGGUACAUGUCAUGCUACAAUGUCUUCUUCACUUCGCUUCCAGUAAUCACUCUUGGUGUUUUUGAUCAGGACGUUUCAGCCAGACUUUGCCUCAAGCAUCCUUUAUUAUACCAAGAGGGCGUACAGAAUAUCCUCUUCAGCUGGAUCCGCAUACUUGGCUGGAUGUUUAAUGGAGUUCUUAGUUCCAUAAUUAUAUUCUUCUUAACCACCAACUUGAUAAUUGGUCAAGCAUUCCGCAAAGAUGGUCAAGUUGCCGAUUAUGCAGUUCUCGGGGUGACAAUGUAUACAUGUGUAGUUUGGACAGUAAAUUGCCAAAUGGCACUCUCCAUCAAUUACUUCACAUGGAUACAGCACCUGUUUAUCUGGGGAAGCAUUGCCCUUUGGUAUAUAUUCUUGGUGGUUUAUGGUUAUAUCCCACCUACAUUAUCUACAACAGCAUACAAGGUUUUUGUGGAAGCUUGUGCUCCGAGCAUUGUUUAUUGGCUCACCACCCUUCUCGUUGUUAUUGCCACAUUGCUACCUCUCUUUUCUUAUAGGGCUUUUCAGAUCAGGUUUCGACCUAUGGAACACGAUAAAAUACAAAGACAGAGGUCAGAAGGCUCGGAACAUGAUAAAAUACAAGGACGAAGGGCAGAAGGCUCGGAACAUGAUAAAAUACAAGGACGAAGAUCAGAAGGCUCGGAACAUGAUGUAACAGAAAGCACAGGUACCCGAAAUUCUACUGACUUGCCUUCAGAGAUUAGGAUCAGAAUAGAUAAUCUAAAGGCAGGUCCAAGGAGCAAGAACUCAUGAUACUGGUGAUAUGAUUAGGGUUCUUUUUUCUCUGUAUAUGCUACCGUCGCAAUUUAAGUGUAGAUGGAGAGGAGAGCAUGAAAAUUGGAAUUGCUUCUGCUCAACUUCAUGUGUACAUUACGUAUGUAAAUCUGAUUUAUGAAGUCUUGGUAAUGCAUGCCUCUGCUUCAAACAUACUGACCUCACAUAUAUGUAAUUAUAUAUUUUUCGUAA
Messenger RNA from Durio zibethinus, 4469 nucleotides. Its product is annotated as ATPase E1-E2 type family protein / haloacid dehalogenase-like hydrolase family protein. Gene Ontology annotation, biological process: phospholipid translocation. The record is from RefSeq and is a predicted model, not a curated record. Gene Ontology annotation, cellular component: plasma membrane. Lineage: Eukaryota; Viridiplantae; Streptophyta; Magnoliopsida; Malvales; Malvaceae. Gene Ontology annotation, molecular function: ATP binding; magnesium ion binding; ATPase-coupled intramembrane lipid carrier activity.